ACAGUAAGCGGAUUGAGUCUGUCCAGUCAGCGAAAACAUCCUAGAGACACAUUAUCAUUCAUGCACUUGUGUUUAACUGCAUAACGUUACACUUUUCUUUUAAACCGCGAUGUUUACCAUAUUUGCAAAGAUAAAAGACCGCGUCGAGGCUUUUUUGAACGAGAAGAAUAUAGUCACUGACUUUCUCAAUAAAAUCGAAGAAAAAACAGGCAUCAAGAAACGUUAUUUAGCGCUCGGUGCUGUUGGUGUGACUGGAGCAUAUUUAUUAUUUGGAUACGGUGCUUCUCUGCUCUGUAAUCUGAUUGGUUUUGUUUAUCCCGCAUAUUACUCUAUCAAAGCAAUAGAAAGUCCUGAUAAGGAGGAUGACACACAAUGGCUGACAUACUGGGUAAUCUACGGCUUCUUCAGCGUGGGUGAAUUCUUCUCUGACAUUUUUCUUCACUGGUUUCCUUUCUACUAUGUGUGUAAGUGCUUGUUCCUGUUGUGGUGCAUGGCUCCAGUCUCCUGGAAUGGUUCUCAGAUACUGUACAGGCAUAUGGUGCGGCCAUUUUUCCUGAAGCAUGAAGCCAGAGUAGAUGAGAUGGUCAACAAUAUAGGAGGGAAGGCCAUGUCAGCAGCUGAGAACGCCACAAGAGAGGUUCUUCAGACUCUAGUGAGAAACCGAACUAUCGGCCCAGCUCAGCCUGAAGCCAGAAGACUGCCCAGUUCUGCUCCCACUGAACCCACUGUUGAUUAAAUAAGUUUUCAGUGUGUAUGAGAAAUACAGUGGCCAGAGUGAUCUGAGGAUGACAGCAACAUGCAAGAGAUGCAGCAUCAGAAAACCGAAGACAUAAAUUCUGACAGCUGUAUCAUAUGUUCUCAUUGUAAAGAACUCAAUGAGUGAACCGAUGCCUGAUUUUCACACAGCCAUUGUCAGGAGUGGAGUUUUGGACUUUAUACUUUAAUAACCCGGUGUAUUUAUUUUCACUGUUCAUAUAAAUUUGUUCAGCUCUAAAACAUAGCAAAACAGAAAUGUACUUUAGGUUCAACUGAAAUUCAACAUUGUAUUUGUUAUUUAUUUAUGGGUACUAAUUUGUUGUAUUCAUGGCAUCUGUCAGGGAUUUUGUAAUCUUAUUAUUAUGAUAGAAAUUUAAAUCUUCAAUAAAUAUUUUGUAUUCACCAUUUGAAAA
Carassius carassius (crucian carp) is the source of this 1169-nucleotide messenger RNA. RefSeq names its product receptor expression-enhancing protein 6. The record is from RefSeq and is a predicted model, not a curated record. Bases 110 to 736 code for a protein of 208 amino acids. Lineage: Eukaryota; Metazoa; Chordata; Actinopteri; Cypriniformes; Cyprinidae. The transcript is spliced from 7 exons.